Molecule: messenger RNA, 2227 nt
Organism: Pocillopora damicornis (cauliflower coral)
Lineage: Eukaryota; Metazoa; Cnidaria; Anthozoa; Scleractinia; Pocilloporidae
Product: ras-related protein Rab6
Molecular function (GO): GTP binding; GTPase activity
Source: RefSeq, a predicted model, not a curated record
UUCUACGUGGCUUCGAUUGGAGAUAAAUAUAGUGUAAUAUUCGGUACAAAAAUAUCACUUCGCGGUUCUGUAGAGCACUGUUGAUUCUAUACCUCACGCAGACAUGUCUUCCGACUUUGGGAAUCCUCUUAGAAAAUUCAAGUUGGUGUUUUUAGGCGAACAGAGCGUGGGAAAGACGUCUCUUAUAACAAGAUUCAUGUACGAUAGCUUUGACAAUACUUACCAGGCAACAAUUGGGAUCGACUUUCUGUCAAAAACCAUGUAUCUUGAAGACAGAACGGUGAGACUACAACUUUGGGACACAGCAGGCCAGGAGAGAUUUAGAAGCUUAAUACCCAGCUAUAUCAGAGACUCAAGUGUGGCUGUAGUAGUUUAUGACAUUACAAACUAUAAUUCUUUCCAACAAACAGCAAAAUGGAUUGAUGAUGUUAGAACAGAGAGAGGGAGUGAUGUCAUUAUUAUGUUGGUUGGAAACAAGACAGAUCUCUCAGACAAAAGACAAGUUACGACAGAAGAUGGAGAAAGAAAAGCAAAGGAAUUAAAUGUGAUGUUCAUAGAAACAAGUGCAAAGGCUGGGUAUAAUGUGAAACAGCUAUUCAGGAGAGUUGCUGCAGCAUUACCAGGCAUGGAAAGUACAUCAGAUAAACAGAACAAAGAUGACCUUAUAGAAGUUAGACUAAAGGACACACCACCAGAACCCCAACCGCAGAGUGGAGGCUGUGUCUGCUGAUUAUGUACCAAAAGCCAAGACUUUAGAGUGUCUUCUGUUGCAACUAUUCUUCCUCCUUCUAAAGUUUGAGACAAACUAGACAGACUUUGCAGCUUCAAUAAUUUAUUGUUGACUUCUAAUAAUGGGCUAAUAUUGCAUGCUUUGUUGCAAAAUUGUAGUUGCAAGGCUUCACUGUGUUUAUUUUUGUUUUAAUUAAAAAAGCCUUGGUUUGAAUUCUGCUAGUCAACAAGUAGUCCUUGCAGGAAAUUGCAUAGAAUGGAAAAUGAAGCAAAGUUUGUUUUUAAUCAUGGAAAGCCAUGAAUUCAAAUAGCAGAGGCAAUGGCAUUCUUAUUUAGGAAAAACAAUAAUCAUUUUUUAUCACAAGAACAUAAAAAAGUUAAUACACAUGUAUCAGUACAGAUACAUAAACACAAAACAAAGCUUUCACUUAGUUCAAUUACCACUUUUUCAGUAAGAAAUUUAUAAAAGUUUUACAACUCUGAAAAAGCAAGUGAUAAGUUUAAUCCAAAGGGAGUUUCAAUUUGCAGAACUGUUUUUUCUCAACCAAGCUUGUUUAUUUAAUGCUUAAUUGACAAGCCUGAUAACUCAUUUAAACUGUUUUAUGCACUUGGCAUAAUCAGUAAUCAGUAUUCAAUGCUAUUUGACUGUGAAUCAGAGGUUUCAAUUCAGUUUUUCUCAAGUUACCAACAGGGGUGGAAUAGGUGACUGUUGCCACUAAACAAGACCAUAGAAAUCUAAAAAAAUAAAAUCUGAAGAGAUGAAGUUAGGAGCCUUAAACUCUUUUACUCCAAAGAUCUUAUUAGUUAUUCUCCUUACUGUCUGCCAUACAAUUUUUAUGAUGAAAGUUCUGGGAAUUUGGUAUUUGAUCAACCAAGUAUUCCAUAGCUGAUAUCUGUUUUUAAUCUCGUCACUUGACUCCUUGAUAUUGUUUCGAUCUUAUAGGGAGAAAUUCCAUCUGGGUCACUCUUGGCAGUCAAAGGGUUAAGGUCAUGUAAGCAUUAGUAUAACUGUUUAAAACUGUCUUCGUUGAAACCUUUCAGAUAACAGUAACUUAUUACCUUAAUUCAGUAUUUACGGUUGUAAAGAAAAAGAAAAUAUAAUAACAUCAAGGUCCAAACUGGCAUUACUGCAUGUGAUUGUAUUAUUUGAACUUUGGGGCAUAGUAUUUCUUCUAGUUUGAUCAAAAGAUUACUGAUGUCAACCCUCCAAAAAAAAUUUUGUACCCUGAUAAUUGAUUUGAAUAGUGUGACAUAAGUAAUUCUAUUCUCAACAUGUUUAGAAAUGAGAAAAGACACAAGGAAACCUUUGCUUGAUUUGUUUGCCUAGUAGAAUUGAGGAAAGGUGAUGCAUUUAUGCUGAUGGGUAGUUUUUAGAUGAAAGUCACACUGCAUGUCUGGCCUUUGCAAACUUCUGUUUGUUUAUUUUCAUCUUAUUUUAAAAGGUACAUACAAGUUAUAUGCAAAAUAGCAAAGAAAAAAACUCAAAGUAAGAUAUCAA